CACACACAAAAAAAAAAAAAAAAAAGAGUUCAUUUACUGAAGGUCUGAUGUACAUAUGUGAGGCUGUAGCGCCAUAAGAAUUCUUCUAAUUGUAUAACUAUAGCUCUUUACUUUUCAUUUGUCCAUACAACAAUCCUUUGAUAUUCCAAAUUAAAGCCAAUGACAACCACUACAAGAAGGUUAGAAGGGAAGGUAGCCUUGAUAACUGGAGCAGCAAGCGGAAUUGGGGAGUGUACUGCGAAACUCUUUGCUGAACACGGAGCGAAAGUAGUCAUCGCAGACAUUCAAGACCAACUUGGUCAAGCAGUUUGUGAGUCCAUAGGAUCAUCAAACUCAAUAUAUGUCCAUUGUGAUGUAACCAACGAAGAAGAUGUCAGAAAAGCAGUAGAUAUAGCAAUCGCCACAUACGGAAAACUUGAUAUCAUGUUUUGUAAUGCAGGAACAAUGGAUCCUAAUAAGGAUCACAUCAUCGAUAAUGAAAAAUCGGAUUUUGAACGUGUCCUUAGUGUCAACGUCACAGGUGUCUUUCUAAGCAUGAAACAUGCAGCUAGGGUUAUGGUUCCAGCAAGAGCUGGCUCAAUAAUAUCAACAGCUAGUGUUGUGUCAAAUAUCGGUGGCUUGUGCCCACAUGCUUACACUUGUUCAAAGCAUGCUGUAGCUGGUUUAACCAAGAAUCUGGCAGUUGAGCUUGGACAAUUUGGUAUUCGAGUCAAUUGUCUUUCACCUUACGCACUAGAUACACCACAAGCCACAGGUUUCACUGGGCUUAAAGGGGAGGAUUUCAAGAACAAGGUAAACUCAGUUGCAAACCUUAAGGGUGUGACACUUACAACAGAUGAUGUUGCUAAAGCUGCCCUUUUUUUGGCGAGUGAUGAGGCUAAGUAUAUUAGUGGACAUAAUUUGUUUAUUGAUGGUGGAUUUAGCAUUGUUAACCCAUCAUUCAAUAUGUUUCAAUAUCCAGAGAACCCUUUAUAAAUUGAGGUGAUUUACAUACAUUUAUGUUGAGAGUGGUGGAUUAAUGCUUAAUGUUGUUUUUGUGUCUGCUUUCAAUUUUCUUUUGUGCAUUGGUCCCACCAAAUUGAGGUGCCUGUGAUGACUGAUGAUAACUCACCCAAGUUAGGGGUUUGAGUGCAGAAAAAUGAGAAGAAUUGAUACGAACCCAUAAGUAUUGCUAAGAAACUCAAUAGCUUAUUCCCAACAUAGUCAAUUCUUAUUGAAUUAAAGAAUCAGAUUGUUUUUAAAUACUUUUACAAGAAAAAUCCUCACUACAAACCACCUACACUGCUCUCAAUACUAUUCUAAAUUUCUAAUCACUUAAUCUGAAACUAAGAACAACCGAACAUAUAAAAACCUUAAAGAUUACAACAAUACAUAGAGAAAAAUAUGAGAAGAG
Molecule: messenger RNA, 1393 nt
Organism: Lactuca saligna
Lineage: Eukaryota; Viridiplantae; Streptophyta; Magnoliopsida; Asterales; Asteraceae
Source: the annotation of a GenBank genome assembly